This is a messenger RNA of Eufriesea mexicana, 4533 nucleotides long. RefSeq lists its product as uncharacterized. Gene Ontology annotation, molecular function: heme binding; iron ion binding; monooxygenase activity. The record is from RefSeq and is a predicted model, not a curated record. NCBI's taxonomy places the organism in Eukaryota, Metazoa, Arthropoda, Insecta, Hymenoptera, Apidae. The transcript has 4 exons. Bases 276 to 3764 code for a protein of 1162 amino acids.
GUCAACGAUCAGGUUACCGUUGCAGUCGAAUCGUUUCGUCUGUCACACGUGUUUCCUUGUGUUCAUAUAGUAGAAACCCGUCCGACAAGCAACGUAUCAAAACCCGGAAUUUUGCUACAAUUUCGCCGACCUAACCUGUGAAAAUCAGUCCAAAAGAGGAAGCAGUCUCAGUCCAUCCAGCAACAAACAUAACCUUGACAAGUUUCUGCCAAGAAGUGACUCAGUGCAACAACCUGAUAAGAUUAAUCGAGUCCAUUGGCAAAUACGAAAACAAAAUGGAGUGGUGGGUAAUAAUUGCAAUAAUGGUCGCAGUACUCACGGUGACCUACUACCACCUAACUCGAAACAUCCGUUUCUUCGAGGAACGCAACAUCCCAUGGCUCAAAGGCAACCCGCUGCUAGGAAGCAUCUUAAAAACAGUGUUUCAGACAGACACGUUCGCCGAUGUUAUCAAGGAAGCCUACAACGUGCACUCUGAGGCCAAGUACGUUGGCUUCUUCGACUGCUUGAAGCCGGUGAUCGUCGUCAGGGACCUGGAUCUGAUCAAAUCGAUCACUGUAUCCAACUUCGAGCACUUCCCGGAUCAUAUAAGCGUCAAUAACGAGAAAGUGGAACCAAUUUUCAAGAAAAACUUGUUCUCCCUUCGAGGUGAAAGGUGGAAGGAGAUGAGGACUGUCCUCAGCCCAGCCUUCACGUCUAGCAAGAUGAGGCUGAUGUUUCUGUUGAUGAACGAUUGCGCAAAAGACUAUGCGAACCACCUGGAGAAUCUGAAAGGCGACGAGUCCAUUAUUGAUCUCAAGGACGCGUUCACCAAGUACACAAACGAUGUGAUCGCCACCUGUAUCUUUGGCGUGAACGUGAAUUCUAUGAAGGAUCCGAGGAACAAGUUCUACGUGCUGGGGAGAGAGGCUACUAGCUUUGGAGUGUGGGCAUCUCUCAGAUUCUUCGUGGUGAAGACUGCUCCCUGGCUAGCUGAGCUGUUCGGUAUCAAUAUCGUGAGGAAUGAGAUCACGAAAUUCUUCAAGGACGUGGUGGAGACCACGGUAAAGACCAGGGACGAGAAAAACAUAGUUCGUCAGGACGUGAUUCAGAUCAUGAUGGAGACUAGAGGGAAAAUGGGCCCGGGUAAGGAACUGUCUGUGAUGGAUAUAAUGGUUCACGCGUUCGCUUUCUAUUUCGGUGGGUUCGAGAGCACCUCUACUCUCAUGUGCUUCGCUGCUUACGGAGUGGGUGUGAACGAGGAGAUCCAAAGGAGGUUACAGGCGAAGAUCGACCAAGUUCUGGAGAAGUGCCAAGGAGAAGUCACGUAUGAGGCUAUCAACGAAAUGAAGUACCUGGAUGCUGUCGUUUACGAGAGUCUCAGAAUGUACCCUGCAGUUGCCGUUGCUGACAGAGUGUGCAUGAAACCGUUCGAACUGCCACCACAUCUGCCAGGUGCAAAGCCACACGUCGUGCAGAAGGGUGAUGGCUUGUGGAUACCGGUCUAUGGGAUCCAACACGAUCCAAAGUAUUUCCCGGAGCCGGAGAAGUUCAAUCCUGACAGGUUCAACGGUGAUCCUAAGCAGUUUCUCAGCGCUGCGUCGCUGAUAGCCUUCGGUAUGGGGCCCAGGAUGUGCAUCGGUAACAGAUUCGCGUUGCUGGAGUCGAAGGUGUUGCUGUUUCACAUAUUCGCAAAGUGUGAUCUCGUUCCCUGCUCGAAGACAAUCAUACCGAUGAAGUUGAGCAAGAAAGGGAUCGCUAUGACGGCUGAGAACGGGUUCUGGUUCAAGAUCCAACCGAGGAGCAACAAGAAAGCUGGAGUAGAGAAAAUUGUAGACCCAGGGACGAUAUACUGUAUAUUAUCUGUCAUCAAAUGUGCUAAUGCAGCGAACCUAUCCUCGAAUAUCUUCCAUAUCCAAGAUGAUGGUACAGGAAGGAUGAAUUAUCUCAGAAACGGCGUAAGAAUAAUUAAAUGCAUAUAUACUGUCAAGAAUGAAAAUCUAACAAGCGAUCAACUUCAAACUUUGGCAGAGCAUUUAAACGACGAUCAAUUCCAAGCUUUGGUGGAUCACUUAACCUCCCAGCAAUUAAAAACUCUCGCUCAGGAGUUGAAUGAGACGGAAUGUUGGGGACGAGCAGGGAAUAGUGAAACCGGUUUUCAUCCACCUAAUGAUGACUUAAAUUUGGGUCAGAACAAAAUGGAAUGGUGGGUAAUAAUCUCGGCGCUGGUCUCCGUGCUCACGUUGGCCUACUAUCUUUUAACGAGAAACUUCGACUUCUUCGUGAAACGCGAUAUUCCUUGCUUCGAGAGGAACCCACUGCUAGGCAGCAUUUGGAACAUGGUGCUUCAGCGAUGCUCGUAUGCCGAAGUGGUCAAGGAGGCAUACAACGUGAACCCCGAGGCUAAGUACGUGGGCUGCUUCGACCUGAUCGCGCCAGUGAUCAUGAUCAGGGACCUGGAGCUCGUCAAAUCGGUCACCGUGAAGAACUUCGAGCACUUCCCGGAUCACAGGUCCCUGUCGACAGAGAAGUCGGAACCAAUGUUCAGAUUCGCCCUUCGUGGUGACAGGUGGAAGGAAGUACGGAACAUCCUGAGCCCAGCCUUCACCUCUAGCAAGAUGAAGCUGAUGUUCGUGUUGAUGAACGACUGUGCCAAGGAAUACGGGAACUACCUGGCUAAUCUGCAAGAAGACGAGGCUACCAUGGAUCUAAAGAACGUGUUCACGAGGUACACCAAUGACGUCAUCGCCAGCUGCGUGUUCGGUGUGGAGGUGAACUCGAUGAAGGAUCCGGAGAAUAAGUUCUACGUGUAUGGCAGAGAGGCUACUAACUUCGGAGCAUCGCCAUCUUUGAAGUGCUUCGUGAUAAAAUGCUCUCCAUGGCUGGCUGAUCGGUUGGGUAUCACCAUCAUCAGGCCUGAGAUCAUGAACUUCUUCAAGGACAUGGUGGAAACCACGAUAAAGACCAGGGACGAGAAGAACAUCGUUCGUCCGGAUGUGCUUCAACUGAUGAUGGAGACCAGAGGGAAAAUGGAACCGGGGAAGGAACUGACUCUCAUAGAUAUAAUGGCUCAGGCGUUCGCCUUUUUUUUCGGUGGAUUCGAGAGCACCUCUACUCUCAUAUGCUUCGCUGCUUACGGAGUGGGUGUCGACGAAGAGAUCCAAAGGAGGCUACAGGCUGAGAUCGACCAAGUUCUGAAGGAGUGCAAGGGAGAAGUCACGUACGAGGCUAUCAACGAAAUGCAGUACCUGGAUGCUAUCCUCUACGAGAGCCUCCGGAUGUACCCUGCGAUUGUCGCUACUGACAGAGUGUGCGCGAAACCGUUCGAACUGCCACCACAUCUGCCAGGAGCAAAGCCACACGUCGUGCAGAAGGGUGAUUGCCUGUGGAUACCGAUCUAUGGGAUCCAACACGAUCCAAAGUAUUUCCCAGAGCCGGAGAAGUUCAAUCCUGACAGGUUCAACGGUGAUCCUAAGCAGUUUCUCAACGCUGGGUCGCUGAUAGCCUUCGGUAUGGGGCCCAGGAUGUGCAUCGGUAACAGAUUCGCGUUGCUGGAGUCGAAGGUGUUGCUGUUUCACAUAUUCGCAAAGUGUGAUCUCGUUCCCUGCUCGAAGACACCCAUACCGAUGAAGUUGAGCAAGAAAGGGAUCGCUGUGACUGCUGAGAACGGGUUCUGGUUCAAGAUCCAACCGAGGAGCGACAAGAUAGCUGGAGUGGAGAAAAUUGCGGUUCCUGGAACGACGAUGCUCAUCGAUAAAAUACCCGAUAGAUACCCUGAUAAUUAAAUUCGUAGAAGAUCGGUAUGACGUCGAUGAUUCGAGAUUCGGAGUAGUACUUGUGUUCUAUAUCUAUCGUGUGACAAGUGUAUCUUAUAAUUCUAAUAUUCGACGAGAACUGAUGACGAGUUACGCUCAUUAUGGCAGUGCACAGGAUUUUAGUAUUCGUAGAUAGGAUUAUGACUAUUUCAUUAAUUAAUUUGGAAAUAAAACUGUGCAAUAGACAGAUAACUCUACUUUGGCAACUAUGGCUUUCGAAUAUGCUCGUCAUCAGCGCUGUUAGCUAAUAAUUAUUUCCUGAUCUUGAUUUUUACUGUAGCCUUGGCGAUCCUACCUUCGUAUAGGUUUACUAUGCACGCAAUUUAUGUGAGAAAAUAAAUAAAAUUUCUAUUUAUACAUUGUCGAGGUUUAAUACAGCAGCGAUUGUUUCCUCUGGAGAAAACAUGAUCUUCGUCGAGAUCGAAUGUCAAGGUAUUAGGUUUGUAUUUCCGAAUAGAUCAAGUAAUAUGCUGCUGCGCGUUAUACGAGCAGUUCGAAGAGUUAUUGAUACGCAGAAAUAUUGUUUACUUAAAUUCCACGACAAUAUCUGAUUGUGGAUUUCUGAUUAGAUUAACACCGUGUACUUAGUGAUUAGAGGUAAGGAAUAAAGUCACGAUUAGCGAAUUUUUGUACACUUUGUUCUCCGAGAGACACGUAUUAAUGUUAAAAACAAGAUGGGAAGAUAACAUCUUGCACGUCUGGAAACAAUAAGCUUUGUUUUUAUACGUCUACAAAGAAA